CUCUCGUCCCCUGAGGGCUACAAGGGCGCGCAGAUCGGCGCGCGGGCAGUCGCGGCUGCUGCGCGGCCGUUGCUCAACGCGCAAGCCGAGUCGGGGUUCCCUGGCGUUGGAGAGGAGUCAUUGGAGGCUCUCCUGAUUAGCAAGGGGAAGGCGUUGCCAGCAGACGCCUCCGCGGCCGACCACCGCAAGACGGACUUGGUUCUGGCUGCGAUUUCGGCGAUCAAGCCAGACUUGACCGACAAGGAGGCGUCUGAAUGCCUGUGUCGGGGGUUCUUGCAAGAGCUGCCCGACGCGUGCGUUGACCUCUACGUCCCGCCCGACACGCUCGGAGAGGUGCUCGUGCCAGGGGAAGCUCAAGCCGUGGAGAAGUACGCCGUGCAGGUGGCGGCGGUGCACGCGGAGAGGGAGCACAUCGUGGCCACCCGCGACAAGCGCGUGCAGAAGUACUUCAGGAGGGCCCCCGCACCGGCGCACAGCCAGACGCAGAGAAAAGGCCCGCGGUGGCUGCCCGAGAAGGACGCCAAGAGCACCGAGCAGAUCACGAAGUGGAUGCUGAAGUGGGUCCCUCGGGGGGGAUCCAUUGACGUGGACGACUAUAAUGGCCGUUGGCGUGCGCUGUGCCCGCCGACGAACCAAUGGAAGUCUGUGUCGUGGACGAAGCGGGGCUACGAGUGCGCAGCCUGCGAGGCGAUUUGGUGGACGUGGACGUUCCAUUACGAUUUCACCAAGGAGGCCGCUCCAUUUGACAUGGAAGAACUGGCCAAACGCUUCCGCGAGGCGGAGCUUCCGUGA
Messenger RNA from Prorocentrum cordatum, 792 nucleotides. The record is from the annotation of a GenBank genome assembly. Lineage: Eukaryota; Dinophyceae; Prorocentrales; Prorocentraceae.